GUAUGUCGAAGCUACACCACUAUGGCGAACGUCAACAAGUCAAAAUAAACAAAAUCUUCCGACUCCAACUAACUACUAACCUCAAAAUCUGAAAAAUGUCAGGAAUCUAGCACAACGAUAUCUUUUCCACAAAUUCUUGUCAUUAUUAUGUCUUCUUACGGUAAAGUAGAGACGGAAACACUCAAGCACAAUCUUGAAGGACAGUUAGACAGGCUAGUUGAACAGCUUCAAGACUUGGAAAACUGCAAAAACGAUCUAGACGACGAUGAGUAUGAGGAAACGAAAAAUGACACCAUAGAGCAGCUCAAAGAAUUGAACGACAGCCUUACCAAACUUGUUAAUGGAGAUAUCUCUUUGAUUAGCACUUUAGGAGCUGUACAAUUAGCAACUCAAGCGGCCAUAUCACAAGCAUUCAAAACACCAGAAGUUAUUCGUCUAUUUGGAAGAAAAGAGCCAAAACAGUUGAGGGAGAGAUUAUCUGUAGUUGAGGAAGAUUUGAGACUGAACAAGCUGAGCAUUGAGGCUAGAGACAGGCAAAAGGCUGAAAUUUUAACUGCCUUGAGGCAGUUGAAGGAACAGUUGACCACUGAAGAGUUGAAGUUUUUGGAAAAACACAAUGACAUAUCUAAUGCUUUCAAAAAUGUUGAUUUUGUAGAAGUUAAUGAUGAUUAGUUGUUCUGGUUCCUACUGGUCUGUAAUUUUUACUUCAUUUAAUUCAGUUUCCACCCUGAAUCCUGUGUUUUAUAAUUUGUGGAUCCAUUCAUAUUGUGGAGUAAAACUAUAAACUUCAAGUGUGAUACUUUAUUUCUCUAUUAUUGAAUAUAUCUGAUUAACAAUUAGGUAUUCUUAUUUGUAGAACAGUAAUAAAAAAAGUUCUUUUUGAUAACAAAAAUACAUUUCCAAUUGAUAUUUCUCAUGCAUGAAUUGAUAAAAAAUCAUUAGUUAUACUUAAAAGUCCAAAUAAAAGAAUUGUAUAAAGUUUUUUCUUUUCUAAAUAUUUGACAGUAGGAAAAAUACUAUAAAAAUAAAGAACCUACAUGCUGGGUGAUAAUAUGGCCCCCUCUGUAAAAACCUUGCAACAGAUCACAAAAAUUGAAGACAGUAAAACAUUACAAACUAGCAUUUUCACCCCUUCCUACAAUUGGAAAUGUUUCAUUACAAAAAAAACAUUCAAAAAAACUCAUUCAAUUUCCCAGCUUUUGAGACCAAGAAAAUCACCAUUUCAUGGUAAAACCUCUAAUUCUGAUGGUAAUGAUAUUGGACGUUUGCGUCUACAAACUAUUUUGUGUUCUGCUUGCCAGUGAUGUUGUUGACAAGUUUGUGAACAGUAAGCAGAGUUCCAGCAGCAGUGGUAGAUAGCUUCCUGUUCACAAUUAUAACAC
Phaedon cochleariae (mustard beetle) is the source of this 1382-nucleotide messenger RNA. The record is from the annotation of a GenBank genome assembly. Lineage: Eukaryota; Metazoa; Arthropoda; Insecta; Coleoptera; Chrysomelidae.